Messenger RNA from Engraulis encrasicolus (European anchovy), 2748 nucleotides. RefSeq lists its product as uncharacterized. The transcript has 3 exons. Lineage: Eukaryota; Metazoa; Chordata; Actinopteri; Clupeiformes; Engraulidae. Bases 201 to 1967 code for a protein of 588 amino acids. The record is from RefSeq and is a predicted model, not a curated record.
CCCUCCCUCACUGCAAUAUGGCUUUGAGCGUACACAAAUGGGGUGGGUGUCUUGAACCACUUCCACUCUGCAGACUGUAACCUGCUCAACUGGUCUGUAAACCUGCUCCUGUGACAAGAGGGUGGCAGUGGCUGUCCAAAAUGAAACACAUAUCGAUUGGAUCGUCAUUGGACUAGAUACCACCACCACCACAACACAAAAUGGGAAUAAGCAGCCAAUCAGCGUUGUGGGCGGUGCUGCGGGCGGCGGGGGGAGGGUAUGCAGUGACGGGCACCGCUGCCCAGGCCAUAGCUGAGGCGCAGUGGCUCGUCAUGAGUGCCGCCUAUCCAGACGCCCUGGCCUUGGCAGAGCACACGGGGGCGUUCGGGCUGGCACUGCUGCUGUGCUGUGCCACGAUGGGCAUCGCGCUGUGGAGCACCGCGCUGGGCAUCGGGAUGGCAACCGCAGCCAGCGGCCUGAUGAAUAGACUUGGAGCCAGUGGUCUUGGAGGGAUGCUUGGACGAGUUGUGAAGGUGCUCGGAGAAAGCAGCCUAGCAAGAAUGCUCAGGGAGAACAGCAUCUUAAGGACACUCAGAGAAAGUAAACUUGUAACGACACUUGGAGUGAACAACCUAUUAAGGAACCUUGGAAGGAUGGUUGGAGGGGUUGUCAAGAUACUUAGGGAAAGCUGCCUCUUAAGGACAAUCAGAGAUAGCCGCUUCCUGAGGACAAUCAGAGAUAGCCACCUCCUAAGGACAAUCAGAGAUAGCCGGCUCCUAAGCAUGUUGGGACUGGAGGCUGUGUCCAUGUCCUGCACGGGUCCCCUGGUGGUGCUGGGGGCCUCCGGAGCCGGGGCGUUGCUCGGGGCAACAGCUGAGUCGGCCUCAGGAGCCUGGGCGUUGCUCGGGGCAACAGCUGAGUCGGUGCUGCAGUGGGGAAGUCAGGAGCUCAUCGCAGGACCCUGUGUUGUGCUGCUGGUAGUCCUAUGCAUUGUAAUGAGGGUCCAUUGGCUCUUCAUAACACAGCUGAUAGUCUUCCUGAUCACACACUUCAUUGUCAUGUUUUUGGGGAUGGUCGUAAGCUUCGCCCACCCUGGUGCCUACAUCUUAGUGUUGAUAAUGCUGUACUUUGGGACGGACUUUCCGGCGUGGCUCUGCACGCUACCUCAGAAGAUACUGAGUUUGCUCACUGGUCAGCUGCCCCCCAGAAGCUCCACCCCCAACUCUGCUCCUCCUGACUCCCCCCACUUCCUGCUCUACACCUUCUGUGCGGCGGUGACGUUCGCGGGACUUCUGACGGGUGUCACCGCGUUCUUCCUCACCUAUCGACAGAAGCGGCAACAGGCCACGGCCGUGCUGCUGUGCUCCUGCGGUCACGUGGCCCCUCUGUGCGCCACCAUCUUGGGAGCCGUGAUGGGGAUCUAUUUCCUGCUGGGUCUGAACACCUGGGAGGCGGAGCACCUGGCAGCGGGGGCGGUGGCCGCCACCAUCUUGGCUCUGGAGGGGGUGCGGGUUUUGUUGGGCGCGCUGGGUCCCUGUGCCACCGCGGGGCUCCUGGUCGGGGUGAGCAGUGCAGCUGGGUUGGCUCUGGAGGCGGCCGUCAUCGCUGCGAAGAUGAGGCACGGCGGGGCAGGGGCCGCGGGCGCACUACUUGGGGCACUAGGGGGCGCUGUUCUAGGGGCCAUAUCUUUAUCCCAAGGCAGGAAAAUGCUACUGCUGUCUGUGACGGCUGCUGUUUCUGCGAUGCCCAAUAUGGAGAGAGUGGCGUCUCUGGGGUACGGAGGCGGCACUGGGCUCGGGGAGGCGAGGGUUAACGUUGUUGUGAACGCUGUGUUUUUAGGGCUGGCUGCCUUUGGCAUGGGGGCGCUAGGGCUGGGGUUCAUCACUAUGGGGAUCAGUGGGGAUUUUGGGUUCAUUAUGGCUGUAGGUGGAGGCUCAGUGGCAGUCACAUGUUUUUUGGUGUUUACUGUAGUAGACUUUUCAUCUUGAGGACUGUGAGUCUCCCAACUCUUGUGUUGGAGGCAAGUUAUUGAUGGCUGAGGCAUGAAUGCAAUUCCAUUGUGUGCGGAGAGUGCUGUGUGCUUUGGAGUGCUGUGUCAUCAACAAUGGGAGUUUGCCAGUUGAGAUUAGAUAAUAAGACUAUGCUGCCCCCUAGUGUUUGGAAAAAGCUCCCACAACACUAUCAUCAGUCAAACUGUCAUCAAAGAAGCUGGAUCUAACAAGAAGCGUCAUUUUGUUUCUUUUCCGGUAUCCACUUUAAGUCGGGUGAACGCCCCUUUAGGAGACCUUCGGUUAGGAGACCUUCGGAGUCCUGAGGUUGAGAAUCAAUGAAGUCAUCGUAGCGCUGUAGAUGGCGGUAGCGCACCUCUUGCGCAAACACCUCAAAAAGAGAAGAAGAAGUAGGGGACAACGCCCCCUUAGGAGACCCAACUUGAGCACACGCUUUUGCAUUGAGUGGGCGUGUUUUGCGUUAUCUUAGUUUGAUUCAGUAUUUUUGCUGUCAUCAACCACUAGUUGAAUGGGGGAACCUGGGGUAAAGUAAUAAUAACUGGGAAUUUUGGUCCUUUCUGAAUGCACCAUCUCAGUAAAGAUAGCGUAUGUCGGUAAACUUCGCCAAGAGUUUCACCACCUGUGCUGUGAACAGUCCUGAGUAAUUAGCCUAGGUCAGUGGUUUUCAAAGUGAAGGCUAUGCAGGGACGCCAGGGGGGCGCUGCAAGUUGGCAGGAAAAAAACAGCAGAAUAAACUGAAUAAUUUAAUAAAUUGAAUUAC